Molecule: messenger RNA, 1605 nt
Organism: Penicillium coprophilum
Lineage: Eukaryota; Fungi; Ascomycota; Eurotiomycetes; Eurotiales; Aspergillaceae
Product: cytochrome P450
Exons: 2
Coding region: 1-1605 (534 amino acids)
Molecular function (GO): iron ion binding; heme binding; oxidoreductase activity, acting on paired donors, with incorporation or reduction of molecular oxygen
Source: RefSeq, a predicted model, not a curated record
AUGUAUACAGCAACAAUCAUAGCCAUUGCCGGGCUGUUAAUAGGCACUUAUAUUAUCACGCGGCGUAAAUCAGCGUCUUUGCCCCUGCCGCCAGGCCCUAAGCCAUUGCCAAUCAUUGGCAAUGUCCAUCAAGCUCCCAAGUCCCACGGCUGGAACACAUAUCGCGAAUGGAGCAAGCAGUAUGGACCCAUUGUUCACCUGAACAUGCUUGGACAGCACGUCAUAAUUUUGUCUACGUCUGAAGUAGCCCACGAACUACUGGCGAAGCGUGGAGCUAUGUUCUCAGACCGACCUCGUCUUUUUGCAAGACUCUCUUCAAUAUCAUUCUUGGCGACGGAGUUGGCCUUGAAAGGACUUAACAUUCUCAUGAUGAAUUACACCGAGCAAUUCCGACAACAUCAGAGGCUACAGGUCUCGGUGUUAAAUGCGACACCGGUAGCCGCCUAUAUUCCCCUCCAAACUCUAGAGUCACAGCAAUUGAUGCACGAUCUCCUGGAAAGUGCGGGCGGCGCUGGUGCUGAGGUUCAAGGACAUUUUCAGCGCGCAGUCGCUAGCAUCAUCCAUACAUUACUGUAUGGUUUCCGUGUUAAAGACUGCAACGACCCAGUCCUUCGCACCGUGGUUAAACUCAACGAUGAAUUUUCUCAGUUUGUUCAGGUGGGCGCGCACAUUGUCGACCAGUUCCCCGUGCUUAAUAACCUGCCUGGCUUCUUGGCCCCAUGGCAGGCAAAAGCUGAGAAUCACUACUCGACCAAACAUGAUCUGCGGGACAAAAACUUCCAGCAGGGCCUGGAGUCUAAUGCCUGGAAUAUAUCGAAGUAUCUCAAGAAGUCUGUCGAAAAGGACGGCCUCGAGAUGCCCUUGAAUGAGCUAGCGUUUGAGCUAGGUACCAUGAUCGACGCCGCUUUGGAUGGCACCACAGAUAGCUUGAUAUGGUUUGUAGUGGCUUGUGUCACGCAAGACCAGGGCUUCGUCGCUAAGGCACGCAAGGAGCUAGAUGCCGUUGUCGGGCACGACCGACUCCCAGCCCUAGAUGACAAGCCCAACCUACCGUACAUCACCGCGAUUGUCGAAGAGAUAUUCCGUUGGCGACCCGUUGGCCCCGAGGGCGUCCCUCACUUAAACAAGGAAGAAACUACCUACAAUGGAUAUACCAUUCCCAAGGGAUCUGUUAUAAUACCCAACGUUUGGACAAUCUCUCGGGAAGAGUCUGUGUUCGGCCCAAACCCCGACAAUUUCAUACCGGAUCGCUGGCUCGACGAGCAUGACGGAAAGCUCAAAGACCUCCCCGCUGCCGGCUUUGGUUACGGAAGGCGGACCUGCCCUGGGCGGUAUUUCGCCCGCAAUUUUAUCUGGAUCGUCGUUGCUCGGCUUGUAUGGUCAUUUGAUAUUAAAGCUGGUCUGUCCGAGGAGACGGGCGAGCCCGUCGUCAUUGACCCUUCUGCAUGCACCUAUGGCCUGGUUAUGCGGGCCCUGCCUUUUAAGGCUUCAUUUAACCCUCGUGGACCUUGGGUGCGUGACGUGAUUGCCAGAAAUGGUGACACUUAUAGCAAGGACCAUGUGGCCAUGCUCAACCAAAUUGGAGCAGAGUUCGCUAAGUUUUAG